GUGGCUAACGUGAACGAGAGACGAUAAAUCCAUGCGAUAUACUUACUCACGUGUAUAUAUACUGAUUUAGCUAGAAGCUAGGUAUGAAUCAACUGUUGAUAUAUAUUAGGCAUUUUUUCUGUCAGUCUUGACGUUCUCAUCACAUGCGCCUGCCCUUCUUCCAUCAAGAUCGAUAAUGGACAUUUCCAUUCCCGACCCCCACUCGGCUGGCGUUUACAUGUCCUUCUUGUGAGAGCACAACUGCGUGUUCAGUGCCUCGAUCGGAACUAUCGAGAUGGUUGUAGUUAAUGUACGAAAUGUGAAGUUCGACGAUGGGCUACUAAAACAUCCCCGUCCUCUACCAGAAACGAGCAAACGUAUUCAAAGCUAUAUCGAUGGCCAUCUGCGCAUUAAAAUAGACCCUGAAGAAGCAGCGAAAGCGGAACAAGCCGCCAUAGCCACCUUGGCGAGACUUGAGUCACAGCAUGAGGCGUUAGAAAGGGCGCGUAAGGUAAAUCAAGAUAUUACCGAGUCACUGAAAAAGGCCAAAACCAUCCUAGAAGAAAUGGAGGAAAAAGACACUUUCUGUGGCUACACGUGGUUUAUUAUCAAGUCUUUCGCUAAGGGAAGAUGCCUUCGUAGAGAACGAGCGUCGGAUCUGGAGGGUGAUAUAAAGCGGCUAGAAGGAAUUGUCGAGAGUCCCGCAGUAGCCGUGAAACUGCGUGAUCGUUAUAGGCCAGAUCCCGUAGGCAUCGUAAAAAAACGAGGAUCGAAACAUCAGAUAGGAUUUGUUCCAACUUCAUUCGAUAGUGUUGAGCCAGUCACAAGAAAUCAAGAGAUCGAUCUAGCGUUACAAGAUCAAAGCGAAGUUUUAGCGCGUCAUCUGGAACAUCUUCGGAUUGCAGCUCUCGCAAUGGGCAAAGAACUGGAUGAUCAAGACGACACGAUAUCCAAGAUCAGUCAGGAGAUGCCAAAUGAUCUUUUAGAUGAAAACAUGACCAUCGCAGAGCGUUUGAUAAAUACAUCCGCACCGUCGAUGCUUCCACCGGUACCCCAGUAGGCAACUCUUUAAACUAUAAAUUUUGCCAGUAACUCUAUGCCGGUCAUGGGGUGAUGCGUAUUAAACGUGUAUUAUAGUACGACUCGCUUUUAUUGAGAGUCCUUUUUGAUGACUUAAUACUUUUCGUUAGCCGAAAGGGCAGCAGUUUCCUCUUCUAUUUCCACAAACAGUGAUGCUGCAAGCAAUAGUCUGGACGAAGUUUUAAAAAAUGGAAGCUUGGACAACGCGCAAUUGUCACCUGAAAAAACAUACGAAUAAAACGUAGCAUAGAUUUCGAUUAAUAGGAGAAAAUACAAGAAGGCUGAGUCGGUUCGUCUAAUAUUAUUGCUGGUCAACAAAAGUGCAGGACAACCUUUAUGCGUGCGGCCUAUUGUGGCUAUAAUUGAAAUUCCCAUAAUUCUAGCGUAAGUCUAGUCGCCUUAUUGUGUGGUUUCGGUUCACCAAAGACA
This is a messenger RNA of Varroa destructor (honeybee mite), 1488 nucleotides long. RefSeq lists its product as uncharacterized. The record is from RefSeq and is a predicted model, not a curated record. NCBI's taxonomy places the organism in Eukaryota, Metazoa, Arthropoda, Arachnida, Mesostigmata, Varroidae. Gene Ontology annotation, cellular component: plasma membrane.